GUGAUUGUUUCAAGAUAUUUGACGCAUAAUCUACUUUCUAAAAUUGUUUUCAUAAUAUAUAAUAUAAUGGAUAACAUAUUUCUUACCUAUAAAAAAAUAGAAAGAACAUGAAGUGAUAGCACUGCAGUGUUGAUCUUCUUUAUGGCGGGAUUCGAUUUCUUUUCUGGCGAGAUAAGCUUUGUGCAUAAGCAAGUUUAUCCAAAAAAGGACCAAAACACAAUAUGUCUCUACACAACUCCUAUCUUUGUAAUUAUUCCUUAGACAAGAGUAGAAGCAAGAAAAAUGGAACUUUCCAUCCUCCUCUUCUGCAUAUCACUAAUUUUCUGCUGGUUCUUCAUCAAACUAAUUUUCAAUUUCAAAUCCAGCAUGAAGCUACCACCUGGUCCUGCUGGUCUCCCAAUAAUCGGCUCAAUCCUCGAGCUAGGCUCAAGACCCAACCGAUCACUAGCCGAGCUAUCCAAAAUCCAUGGUCCUCUCAUGACUCUAAAACUCGGCUCGAUCACCACGAUCAUAGCCUCCUCCCCAGAAUCAGCCAAAGAAAUCCUCCAGAAACACGACAAAACAUUCUCGGCUCGCACAGUUCCUGAUGCAGUCGAAUCCCAACCAAAUAGGGAAGCCACGUUGGCAUGGGUCCCACCUGACAACAUGUGGAGAAACGAGAGAAGGAUAUGCAACACCCAAAUGUUCACUAACCAAAGGCUCGAUUCGGUUCAAGAACUACGUCACCAAAUGGCUGAACGGCUUGUGAACCACAUAAGGAAACAGUGUGAGAGUGGCUCGGCUGUUGACGUAGGACGCGUUGCUUUCGCGACGACGCUGAAUUUAAUGUCCCGCACAAUUUUCUCCAUUGAUAUGGUGGACCAAGAAUUCGAGAAGGCUCAAGAGUUUAAGGAUCUGGUUUGGAGGAUCAUGGAGGGCACUGGGAAACCUAACUUGUCUGAUUAUUUUCCGGUGCUAAAGUGGUUAGAUUUGCAAGGAGUGAGACGUCGUACAAGGCCAGCAUAUUUAAGGUUGCAUGAGAUAUUUGAAGAACAAAUUGGGAAGAGACUUGAAGAUAGACGUAACUCAGGGAUGAAUAAGGAAGAGAUGGAUUUCUUGGAUGUACUUCUUGAUCAAUGUGAAGAUGAAAGGUCUGGAUUUGGUCGCAAUACUAUCAAGCCUCUUAUCGUGGAUUUGUUCAUUGCCGGAAGUGAUACAUCCGCAGCAACAACAGAAUGGGCGAUGGCAGAACUCCUUCGAAACCCUCAAGAACUCAACAAAGUACGACAAGAAAUUAUUGAACAAAUAGGCAUAGAAAGGCCAGUGAAAGAAUCAGAUAUCAACAAACUCCCAUACCUUCAAGCAGUUGUAAAAGAAACCUUGAGACUUCAUCCAGCAGUUCCAUUACUCUUACCACGCAAAGCGCUAAACAACACAGAAAUAUUCGGUUACACCGUGCCCAAGGACAGUCAAGUUCUCGUUAACGCUUGGGCUAUUGGAAGAGACUCGAAGUCUUGGGUAAGGCCAUUAGAGUUUCUGCCUGAAAGAUUCAUCGAAUCUAGCGUGGAUUACAAAGGCAGGGACUUUGAGUAUAUACCGUUUGGCGCAGGGCGGAGAAUUUGUCCAGGAAUGCCACUGGCUAUAAGGUUGGUGAAUUUAAUGUUGGCUUCUAUUAUCCAACCAUUUAAUUGGAAGUUACCAAAAGGGAUGACACCAGAGAAUUUGGAUAUGGAGGAACAGUUUGGAGUUACCUUGAGGAAGGCUAUUCCUCUUGUUGCAGUUCCUAGCUAGUGUGGAGGAAAAGUAAGAUCAUAAGAGUAUGUUAUAUAACUUUAAUAAUGGGAUUGUCCCUGUGUGAGCAAUCAGAUUGUGGAGUCAUAUAUUUAUGUAACGAGUAUAGUGUACGUCGUCUCUUAACCCAUAUAUCUAUAAUUUAUAUUUAUAUCUAUAAUCUACAUCUACAAUUUAUAAUCUA
This is a messenger RNA of Capsicum annuum, 1954 nucleotides long. RefSeq names its product geraniol 8-hydroxylase-like. Gene Ontology annotation, molecular function: oxidoreductase activity, acting on paired donors, with incorporation or reduction of molecular oxygen; iron ion binding; monooxygenase activity. The record is from RefSeq and is a predicted model, not a curated record. Bases 283 to 1770 code for a protein of 495 amino acids. The transcript has 2 exons. NCBI's taxonomy places the organism in Eukaryota, Viridiplantae, Streptophyta, Magnoliopsida, Solanales, Solanaceae.